Messenger RNA from Ruditapes philippinarum (Manila clam), 432 nucleotides. Its product is annotated as arachidonate 12-lipoxygenase, 12R-type-like. Gene Ontology annotation, biological process: lipid oxidation. Lineage: Eukaryota; Metazoa; Mollusca; Bivalvia; Venerida; Veneridae. Gene Ontology annotation, molecular function: metal ion binding; oxidoreductase activity, acting on single donors with incorporation of molecular oxygen, incorporation of two atoms of oxygen. The record is from RefSeq and is a predicted model, not a curated record.
AAAGCAAUGAGUAAUACAUUUGUGUUUUAUUUUUCAGAUCAAAGUUAUGCCAGCAGAUGAAGCUUUUUCAUUUGAUUACAAGUGGGAUAUUGUGAAAACAAAGGCACAGUUGAUUUUGGCAAGCAAGAUUGUGAUGCUCAAUAGUGGAAACUGGGAGAGUUUGGCCAGUUUAAAGAAUGUGUACACUAAAGAAAUCUUUUGUGAGCCACUGGGUACUAAAAGAUGGAGUAAUGACCUGUUUUUUGGACAUCAAAGAAUUGCUAGCAUGAACCAUUCCUGUAUAGAGCUGUGCACUGAAAUUCCAGACAAACUUGGUGUGACAGAGGAGAUGUUGAAGCCAUUUUUGGAGGGUUGGUCAUUGCAACAAGUCCUCGAUGCCAAACGGUUGUUUAUUGUUGAUCAUAAAAUAUUAGAAGGGUUGCCUUGCAGAGA